Molecule: messenger RNA, 2582 nt
Organism: Salarias fasciatus (jewelled blenny)
Lineage: Eukaryota; Metazoa; Chordata; Actinopteri; Blenniiformes; Blenniidae
Gene: nox1
Product: NADPH oxidase 1
Exons: 13
Coding region: 89-1789 (566 amino acids)
Biological process (GO): superoxide anion generation; defense response
Cellular component (GO): plasma membrane; NADPH oxidase complex
Molecular function (GO): superoxide-generating NAD(P)H oxidase activity
Source: RefSeq, a predicted model, not a curated record
CCUGAGCUGCAGCUAUAAGGAUCCUGCACAGGUGUGCUGGAGACACGAGCAAGCCGCAGGCGACGGGAGAGAAAACACAGCAACCACCAUGGGAAACUGGAUUAUCAACAAUGGAUUCACAUCAUUUAUGUUGGUGGUCUGGAUGGGCAUCAACAUCUUCCUUUUUGUCUGGUUUUACUUGUUCUAUGAUCUGGGGGAUCAGUUCUUCUACACCCGUCAUCUGUUAGGAUCGGCUCUGGCCUGGGCCCGAGCUCCCGCCGCUGUCCUCAACUUCAACUGCCUGCUGAUUCUGCUGCCAGUGUGCAGGAACCUGCUGUCUCUGAUCCGAGGCAACUUCGUGUGUUGCAGCAGAACAAUGAGGAAGCAAAUGGACAAAAAUCUGAGCUUUCACAAGCUGGUGGCUUACAUGAUCGCCCUGAUGACAGCCGUUCAUAUGAUCGCCCACUUGCUGAACGUGGAGUGGUACAACAACAGCAGGCAGGGCGUCUACGACGAACUGAGCACGGCCCUGUCCAACCUGGCGGACACCGACAACACCACCUACCUGAACCCCAUCCGCACAACCGACCUCGACCCGCAGCAGAUCCCCACAUACUUCGUCUUCACCACCAUCGCCGGCCUGACGGGCGUCAUCAUCACCCUGGCCCUCAUCCUCAUCAUCACCUCCUCUAUGGAGGUCAUCAGGCGCAGCUACUUCGAGGUCUUCUGGUACACUCAUCACCUCUUCAUCAUCUUCUUCGCUGGCCUCGUCUUUCACGGAGCCGGACGCAUCGUGAGGAGUCAAACGACAACGGAUCCGCCGCACAACGCCACCUUCUGUAAGGACCGCAUUCAGGACUGGGGACGUAUUCCUCAGUGUCCCGUCCCUCAGUUCGCUGGCGGUUUCCCACAGACCUGGAUGUGGGUCAUCGGUCCGAUGAUUCUCUACAUCUGUGAGCGUCUGCUGCGUCUCAUUCGUUACAUGCAACACGUAACCUACAGGAAGAUCGUGAUGCGGCCGUCCAAAGUGUUGGAGCUGCAGCUGGUGAAGUCCGGCUUCAAAAUGGAGGUGGGGCAGUACGUCUUCCUGAACUGCCCGUCCAUCUCGCAGCUGGAGUGGCACCCGUUCACCAUGACCUCUGCCCCCGAGGAGGACUUCUUCAGCGUCCACAUCCGCUCGGCCGGGGACUGGACCGACAAGCUCAUCGACAUCAUGAAGAACCUGCCAGAGGGAGCGCAGGGCCCCAAGAUGGGUGUGGACGGGCCUUUUGGCACCGCCAGCGAGGACGUGUUCGAUUACGAGGUCGGCAUGCUGGUCGGAGCCGGUAUCGGGGUCACGCCUUUCGCCUCCAUCCUCAAGUCCAUCUGGUACAAGUUCAAAGACUCCAACCCUAAACUACGCACCAGAAAGAUCUACUUCUACUGGCUCUGCCGUGAAACCUACGCCUUCGAGUGGUUCGUCGAUCUCCUCCAGGGGCUGGAGAGAGAGAUGGAGGAGCGAGGACUGGGGGAUUUCCUCACCUACAAGCUUUUCCUUACCGGCUGGGAUCAAAAUUUCGUGCCUUACGUUGGGACUCACAAUGACGAGGACACGGACGUGAUCACCGGGCUCAAACAGAAAACUCAAUACGGGAGACCCAUGUGGGACAAGGAGUUCGAACAAGUCCGCAAAGAGAACCCCACGUCUGUGGUGGGAACCUUCCUCUGCGGACCUGCGGCUCUGGCGACAGUCCUGGAGAAGAAAUGUGCCAAGUACUCAGACAUGGAUCCUCGUAAGACCAAGUUUUACUUCAACAAGGAGAACUUCUGAGCAGAGUCGAUACGAAGGCACCGUUUACCGUUUUUUGAAGGAUGGCUGUUUCUAUGACUUUACUGCGCCUCUUCUGAAAAGAGAAAUGGCUUGUUUCUUUAUCAGCACUGCUCAGGGACAAACCAACACGGAACCAUGAAUCAUACCAGCUUUACCCUUUGACCAUUCAUUAACUCAGACUUUACCGUUACUGCUGUUCUGUUCUUUUCCGUGUAAUAACAGGGUUUCUGUAUGUCAAUGUUGCUUUUUGCACAUAUUUUAAAUGAAGUACAACUGCACUUAAAUGCACUUCCAUUUGGAAGACUUUUUUAUACAAUUAGUUACUAUUAAAAUAUUAAAUAUCGACUUUAUAUCUUAGUCUUUUUAUUCAACUACUCAUCCAAAAUAUACUCCGAAGAGAUCAAAUCAUGUAUAUUUGUUUUUUCUGUCUUCAGAAAUGACAAAAACUUACUAUGGAAAUUCUGGAAAAACGAGAACAAACGAUAUGUAAAUAAUGUACAAAGCUUGUGAGUGCAAUGCUACUACUGAACUGGAGAACGUUGGAACAAGACGAUGCAAACCUGGUUUUACGGGAUGACUAAACGCCUUUCUUGGAAGGACACAAUUAGUCAUUCUAACCUGUCGAGCUCUCGAGUAUUUCCUUAUUGGAGUGAUAAAGGAAGACCUGCGGUCACGUAGGCUGCGAUGAGUCACCCUGUGGAUACGUGACAAAGGCUAUUUUAUUUCCAAAGUUACUGUACCUGUUUUACUUGUGUCUAAUCUGGAACUGUUAAAUAAACGAAUGAUAAAUGGA